AUGUUGCGCUGUUCUCAGUUUCCGGAAGAUCUUUGUAGCCUUCCUAAAAGAAAGAAAAUGGAAUCCUGAAAUCGCACUUAGCUUAACAGUCGAGCGUUUUUGAGAGAAUAUCAUUAGAAUAAAUUGGAAGUACAAUUACAUUGCUAUUAACAUCAUUGAACAGCUGCAGCAGCUGGAUCCUGCUGAAGAUUGGACAGCAUCCCUCGACCUCCCUCCCUCCCUUCUGGUUCAAUGGAGGGGUCUGACAGUGCAGAGCAGAGUGGCGGUGAGCUGCCAGAGUCACAGCGCAGGAGGCAGCUGGACCGCCUGGACAGGGAGGAGGCCUUCUACCAGUUUAUCAACAAUCUCAGUGACGAGGACUAUCGGCUCAUGAGAGACAAUAAUCUUUUAGGCACCCCAGGAGAGGUGACGGAGGACGAACUUUUAAGUAGACUUCAGCAAAUCAAAGAUGGUCCAGAACCGCAGAAUAGCACCACUACUGCCCCAAAUACUGAGAGUGGAGUAGAUCCAGUUGAACCACCAGAAAACUCGGAGGAUCCUGCAAAUGGUGAUAGUCUCUUAGACUGGCUGAACACAGUGAGGCGCACAGGCAACACAACCAGAACUGGUCAUCGUGGAAACCAGUCUUGGCGGGCCGUGAGCCAGACCAACCCAAACAGUGGCGAUUUCCGCUUCAGCCUGGAAAUCAGUGUGAACCGGAACCUCGCUGAACAGCAGGCAGCUGCUGAAGGGGAGCAGGAAUCUCCACACGAAUCUCCGCAGGAAGCUCCGCAGGAAACUCCGCAGGCGACUUCAGAAGAAUCCCCAGAGAGUCAAGUACUGGUGGCUAAUGCUGAACCACAGGUGGCAGAGGCUGAACCCCAGGUGCCCAUGGAGACGGACGUGGUGGAAGAACCAGUUGUAGAGGAAGUGGCUGUGACAAUCGAGCCAGAGCCGGAACCAGAGCCGGAACCAGAGCCGGAACCAGAGCCGGAACCAGAGCCGGAACCACAACUGGAGCCAGAGCCGGAACCUGAGCCGGAACCUGAGCCUGAGCCUGAACUAGAAGAAGUUGUUUCACAAGAAAUUUUAGGAGAACCUCUCCUCUCACCUGCUGCCCUGCCAGUACAACCCCAACUCUCUCCUUCUCCACGCAGAGGACAACGGAGAGCCCGCAGCCGUAGUCCAGAACCACGCAGGACGAGGGCGCGUACGGCCAGGAGCCGCUCCCCUCUAAACCUGGAUCGCCUGGAUGGCCUCCCUAAUCCACGUCAUGCUCACAGCGCUCAAGGCCUCAACCCUGCCACCAACGCUCCCCCUGUGCUUCAAGUGGAGGGCAGCUCACGGACUCGACAACACGUUCUUUCUAGGCAAAGCACUGCUGACGUUGAUGUUCAGCCAUCUAGGGCUGGUGCAGAAGUGGUCCCAGAGGCCCAAAAUGUGGGAUCUCAGGAAGGAGAAGCUGCUGCAGGGGAAGGGGCCGCAGCAGGGCGCCGUCCCCCUACUAUUAUGCUUGAUCUCCAGGUGCGUCGUGUGCGUCCAGGAGAAUACCGGCAAAGAGACAGCAUUGCUAGCCGCACCCGCUCACGCUCCCAGAACUCAAAUAACACAUUUCUUUAUGAGAGCGAGCGUGGGGGUUUUCGUAGGACUUUCUCACGCUCUGAGCGUGCUGGUGUGAGGACCUACGUCAGCACUAUUCGCAUCCCUAUCCGAAGAAUCUCUGAUGCAGGUUUGGGAGAGGCCACCUCGAUGGCUCUCCAAUCUAUGAUUAGGCAGAUAAUGACUGGUUUUGGUGAACUCGGCUACCUCAUGGACUCAGACUCCGAUUCGUCAGAUUCGAACCGUGGAGCCACCACACCUGCCGAUCUGGCUGAAGCCCUCAACAACCCAGAAGCCAUUCCUACUGCUGCUCCUGUUGCUGAUGUUGAAGAACCACCUGUAGCUGCAGGAGUCAGAGCAAGGACAGCUGAGACUGAUAUUGAGGAGGGCGUUGUCACUGCUCCCCCUGCCUCAGCUGGCAGGGUUCGACCGCUACCGCCUAUCAGCCUAGCAGAGCCCAGCUCACUGCCUUUCCUGCGGCUUGCUCACUUCUUUCUUCUAAAUGAUGACGAUGAGGACCAGCCUCAAGGGCUGACCAUAGAGCAGAUUGACAACCUCUCAAUGCGCAAUUUUGGCGAGAGUGAUGCCCUGAAGACUUGCAGUGUCUGCAUAACAGAAUAUGCAGAAGGUAACAAGCUACGUAAGUUGCCCUGCUCUCAUGAGUAUCAUGUGCACUGCAUUGAUCGCUGGCUAUCCGAAAACUCCACUUGCCCCAUCUGCCGCAGUGCUGUCUUGGUGUCGGCCAACAGAGAGAGUGUUGUGUAGCUCUAAAAGACUGCAGGCCUUUUGUCUCAACCUAAAUAAUCCAAUAUCCCCAGUUCAUAAAAGGAUUUGAGGAAAUGUUUCUCGACUGUUGAAAUGUAUUUCCUUCAUACCAUUUGUGAGUUUAAGUCAUAGCGCAGUCACAAGUUGUUUUGGGGUGCUCCAUACAGUGACAUGGAAACAUAUUCAGUCUCUAUUUAGACAUUUAUUAUUGCAGUCCAAAGUUAGGCACAAGCAAUGCAUGCUGUUUGAAUCCACCUGUAGUGACCGAGCCGUUUGUUGCGUUGCAAAAAGCCGUACACACGAGCGGCUCGGCAUCUCUUAAAGAACCCCUGGUUAUAAAUGCUGCACACCGGCAGGUAGUUCAGGCACAUCUGCUCUUUUGUAUUACCUCCUUAAUGGCGCCUUAUAUACCAGAGUUUGGGUAUUGGUACACUUCUUAGUUACACCAGUUCAAAGUAUUAGCUGUAAAUAAGCUUGUAAAAAUAAUUUUGAAUCAUACUUUGUAUUGUUGAAUUUAUUUUGGAUUGUAAAUUAUCUCAUGAAGAUUAAUGUCAAGUUGGCGGCAAUUACUCUCUAUCAGAGCAUCCCUAAAUUGACUGUUUAACCAAUUGGAGGUAUCAAUGUACACAGCAGAAUUAUUUAAAGAUUGUGGUGUCCAAAGGUUGUCGGACAUUGAUUGGUUUGCCAUUUACAGUGUGACGUGUACUCGCACUUUUCUGUUCACCUGAAAGAAACUACUCUUUUGGAGUGGCAUGAACCAUGAAAUGUUAAAAAAAAUAACGUUGUACAGACAUAAGGGAAAGAUAAAUCCAUCUAGGCUACCUUUUCAAAGUGUGAGUUUAUCUUGGAAUCAUAUAGUAUCUUUAUUUUCUUGAUCAUUAAAAAAUAAUGAAGUAGCAGUAAUACCAGAAGUUAGGGGUGUCUCAAUAUUGGUAGUAGAUAUUGGGUUGAUAUUAAGUUGUUGGCAUGUGAAUUUUCCCAACUUAAGAAUACUAUACUAACAGGCAUGACAUGUCGAAUUACUUAAAUAUACUUUAUUUUGCUUUCUUCACCCAUAUGUAAAAGAAUGUUUGCUUUUUAAUGUAUAACUUUGAUUUCACAACCAUUUUGUCCUGUCAUCCAUUAUCUACAGAUCUGAUCCUUUUAUUUUUACAAAUUGGAUUGUCUUUAAUUAUUGAUCAAUGAAGAUAGUUAUCCGAGUCGGUCUUUGCAUAAAUUGAAAGGACCACAAAUUGACCUAAAAUGAACUGUCAACUCAGCCAGAAUUUAGCUGGAGGUCCAACUUAUUAACCCAAAGAUUUGAGUCUCAGACACCAACCAAGUCUGAACAAGUUCACACUAUUGUCAUUCUGUCUUAAUAAGGCUCCAGUAGAAAGUCAUAAUGCUUGCCUGCUGUGCCCUCCUUCUACCCCAUGAAUCAGUGUGCAAUACAUACUAAAGUGAAAGUAGGGAAAUACAAACCAUGGUAUAAAUGUAUGCUAUUGUUAAAACUGUUGUUAAUGGCUCAAAUCUUAAAUGAAGACUUAUUACAUUUUAAAAUGUGUUGACGUUAUUUUAUUUAGAAUUUCUGUAGGUUUUAAUAGCACUGUUGAUGAACAGGAACACUGGCUAAAGGAGGAAUGGGCAUCACAAUGAAUGCCAUCCUGUCACGUGUCUUGUUCUACUAUUUGAUGUCUUUGCCACAAUUAUUACUUCCCUUUAUGGGACAUAAAAGUUUGAAUGCAAGACGUUGUCAUUGUUAUAUACCAUAAACAUGUAAAUGAUAUGUAUGUUCCCUCUUAGGCCAUUCCUUAGUCUUGGCCUUGUACUGUGUCACCCAGUGCAGUAUGUUAACUGGGUGUUAAAUGAAACUAACCGCUGAAUUAAACACGUUGUUAUGCUACAAAAUGCAUUGCAGGUAUGCAUUCUGUACACUUA
Messenger RNA from Eleginops maclovinus (Patagonian blennie), 4260 nucleotides. RefSeq names its product ring finger protein, LIM domain interacting (gene rlim). NCBI's taxonomy places the organism in Eukaryota, Metazoa, Chordata, Actinopteri, Perciformes, Eleginopidae. Gene Ontology annotation, cellular component: nucleoplasm; cytoplasm. The transcript has 4 exons. The coding region runs from base 232 to 2343 and encodes 703 amino acids. The record is from RefSeq and is a predicted model, not a curated record. Gene Ontology annotation, molecular function: ubiquitin protein ligase activity. Gene Ontology annotation, biological process: ubiquitin-dependent protein catabolic process; random inactivation of X chromosome; protein ubiquitination.